UUACAUCCCCAAACACCUUAGUGUGACGCACACACACCGAAUAUAAAAUGCAGUCAGCGAUCGAUGCAGUGUCACCAUGUGCCUGCUCCCUCCUCACGUACACCUUGGACUUGCCGCCCGUCUGGAUCUGCUGCAGGUCCUCGUGGUGGCCGAUGUAUUUCCGCGUGUGUGUGCAGCAGCAAGCCCGCCACGCACCCUCCGUGUGUAUGAGUGUGUGUGUGUGUGCAGAUACGCGACAGCCACGAACGCAAACAUCGCGACAACGAGCACUCAGGAUAUAAAAUGUAGGCAGCGAUGUAAUUUGGGCCCUCCCUCCCUGUCUCUGUCUGAACGCCCCCCUGAGCGCCCCCCUCACGUACACCUUGGGCUUGCCGCCCGUCUUGAUCUGCCGCACUGCCGGGUCCUUGUGGCGGGCGAUGUACUGCCGGGGCUGCUUCAUGUUCAUGUCGUCCAGGGCGGGGCUCGUCAGGGCACUCUGGGCUGCGGCCGCCGCUGCCGCCAGUCGCACGCUUGUCGUGGGCAGCGGGGCGGCGACGGCCGGCUGGUUGAUGAUGGGGGUCUGAUGACACACAACGACAGACAGACAGACAGACAGACAGGAAGGGAUGAAAUGGAUACGUUUGUAUGGUCUGUCCUCUCCCUCAUGGACGCACCUGUCUGGCAGCCGCGGCAUUCUCCGACUUGGCCACGACGGCCUCGAGCUCCUGCAGCGACGGCAGCUCUAUACGAGCAUCUGUGUGGUGGAAGCCACACACACAGAGGAACAGAACAGAUGGCAGAGUGUGAGCAUGUGCAGGGAUAGGGGUGCGGUGUCUGUGGGGGGGGGGGCGCUAGUAAUGUAAUGUCUAUCUCACGUCCAGAUGCUCCUCGCCGCUGAAUUCCCUGGCCUUGUCCAAGUCCUUCUCGUAGUUGACAGCCGUCUCGGCGGCCCUCAACCACACGACUCCCUGAACGGACCACAUGUAACACACAGCACACACAACACACAGCACACAACACACAGCCCGUAUGAUGGUGAUGCCCCGCCGAUAUCCAGGGUGGCUCGGGAAGCCUUCAUCAUGGGCGUGGUCCCGUGACUUCCAGAGUGCCUCGGAACGCCUGCCCGAACCUGAGAAGAGAGACAAGGAAGGAAGAUGAGACAGACACAUAAGUAUGCUCUCUUCUCGUCCUCACUCUGCGGCGAAAUGAUGGUGCGUUUUGAAUUUUUCUUCGUUGCUGGGGCUCUCUUCGGGGUCUUCACCUGCAAGCAACAGAGGCCCUUGACAGCGGUCUGCUGCUGUUCUUGGUGACGCAUCUGCUGAUGACUUGCCUGCACACAUACGCAUGGAUGCGCGACAAAUAGAUAUACAUAAACGCAAGAAUGGUUUUCGCUGUAUAGCGGUGCAGCGUGAGUGCGUGUCUCGCUUCCUGUCUGUUUCUUCAACCUUAUCAACGAUGUCCUCAUUUUACUGACCUGUACAUGCGAGUGCCCGGACGGUCCGCCCUGUAUAUAUAUGGGGGGUGAUUCGUGGUGUCCAUGAAGAAGCACAUGUCGAAAUCGGUGAGCUUGACGGUGCCGUCAGCCGCAAACAUCAAAUUCUCGCCCUUGAUGUCACGAUGAAUCAGCUGCAAACAGGAACACACCAAGAAGGGCCUCGCGUUCUGUCCGCGACCUGCUCUUCUCUCGCCGCUCACCCCAAGCUCUUCGUGCAUCAAUAUAUUGUCGUGCAUAUACUGGAGCGCGAAGAGCGCCUGCAUGACAAUUCUCUUCACUUCACUCUCCUGGUUAUGCAGCACAUCAGGGCUCGGCAGCACGUCAAAGAUGUUAGCGCCGGGCAGCUUCUCCAUUGCCACGUAGAGGUGCUCGUUGUCCUCGAGCAGCUCGAAAAUCUGGACAAUGUGUGGAUGAUCGUUGCGGAGAAGCCUCUUGUAGAUGUCCUUCAGAUAUGAAAUGUCCACAAAUGGCCUGCAUGCGUGGAUGGACAUUUGAUCAUGGACAUUUGAUCUGUGGAUGGCCUACUCGAAGAGCUUCCUCUCGAUGCGUUUGAGGGCACGGUCUUUGCCCUUCUUCCCCACCCAUUCCCCUUCUCCUGUCACUCGAGCUCAUCUUGCAUCAGGCGUCUUAUGAUGUUUUCGAUGCUCUCGUUGGAGGGCUGUCGCGCCUGUCCUGCGGCGACAGCCCCCAAAUCUUGACUUUGAUGCUGUUUGAGAGGCUCCCCUUGUUGAGGCUUGCCGUGCUUAGUCUUGCCCUUCUCGUUCUUGAUGAGCUCUCUAAUGUACUUCUCGCCUGCGGUCUCACGAUUUCGCUCGGCCUCGGCCACUUUGCCGCGGUUGACAAUCUCUUGCAGCUCCUCGGCGAAGGCGGGGUCGGCUGAGGACAU
Vitrella brassicaformis is the source of this 2360-nucleotide messenger RNA. The record is from the annotation of a GenBank genome assembly. NCBI's taxonomy places the organism in Eukaryota, Vitrellaceae.